AUGAACACCACAGAUAUAAUGGACACUACCCUGGAUGAAAGCGCCUACGCCUACUACGGUUACUAUUCAGAUACCAAUAUUCCCAAGCCUUGUACCAAAGAAGGAAUCAAGGCAUUUGGAGAGCUCUUCCUGCCCCCCCUCUACAUCUUGGUCUUUCUGUUUGGUCUGCUCGGGAAUUCCAUAGUGGUUCUGGUCUUGUUCAAGUACAAGCGGCUCAAGUCCAUGACUGACGUGUACCUGCUCAACCUUGCCAUCUCAGACCUGCUCUUCGUGUUCUCCCUGCCCUUCUGGGGCUACUAUGCUGCAGACCAGUGGAUUUUUGGAAUAGGUCUCUGCAAACUGAUUUCCUGGGCUUACUUGGUGGGCUUUUACAGUGGCAUAUUCUUCAUCAUGCUUAUGAGCAUCGACAGAUACCUGGCCAUUGUGCACGCUGUACUUUCCUUGAGAGCGAGAACCUUGACUUCUGGGGUCAUCACUAGCUUGAUCACUUGGUCCGUGGCUGUAUUUGCCUCUCUUCCAGGGCUUUUAUUCAGCACUUGUAUUACGGAGCGCAAUCAUACCUAUUGCAGAACUGAGUACUCCCCCAACAAUGCCACACUAUUGAAGGUUCUGAGCUCCCUGGAGAUCAACAUAGUAGGAAUGGUGAUCCCCCUCGGGAUCAUGCUGUUUUGCUAUUCCAAGAUCAUCAGGACCUUGCAGCAUUGUAAAAACGAGAAGAAGAACAAGGCGGUGAAGAUGAUCUUUGCCGUGGUGGUCCUCUUCCUGGGGUUCUGGACACCCUACAAUAUAGUACUCUUCCUGGAGAGCCUAGUGCAUCUGGGGGUUCUUCAGGACUGUACCUUCGAAAGAUACCUGGACUAUGCCAUUCAGGCCACAGAGACCCUGGCUUUUGUUCACUGCUGCCUUAACCCAGUCAUUUACUUUUUCCUGGGGCAGAAAUUUCGCAAGUACAUCAUACAUCUCUUCAAAACCUGCAGGGGCUCCUUUAUGUUCUGCCAAUACUGUAGACUCCUCCACAGUUACUCUCCCGACACCCCCAGCUCAUCAUACACACAGUCCACCAUAGAUCAUGAUUUCCAUGAUGCUCUGUAA
Molecule: messenger RNA, 1092 nt
Organism: Condylura cristata (star-nosed mole)
Lineage: Eukaryota; Metazoa; Chordata; Mammalia; Eulipotyphla; Talpidae
Gene: CCR4
Product: chemokine (C-C motif) receptor 4
Exons: 1
Coding region: 1-1092 (363 amino acids)
Biological process (GO): chemotaxis; G protein-coupled receptor signaling pathway; inflammatory response
Cellular component (GO): membrane
Molecular function (GO): C-C chemokine receptor activity
Source: RefSeq, a predicted model, not a curated record